UGAUAUUAGAUAUAAAAAUGGAUAAACUAUUUGUUUUUUUCGUAGAUUUAAAUUUUAAUUGAUUUGAACUUAGGCCACUAGUACACCGAACACCGACGAUAUUUGAACAUUCGAUUUUAUAAAAUACCCGUGUAGUUUAAAUUAAAAGUUACACAAUGUCGAAAGUGUUGGGUGGGAUAGUAGAUAUUGUGAAAAAAGAAAAUAAUAUUGAAUUUACAUGUGAUCAAAUUAGCAAAGAAAUAUCGUGUAAAUCAUUGACAUUUCUUCAAUUUGUAGAAAGUUUAGAAGAAGUUUUAACUUCUGUAGAUAAAAAUGUUCGUUUAAAUGGAAUUAAGGCAUUAGUCACUGUUAUUGAAAAGAUACCUGUUGACUUUUUUAUGCCUGAAGAACUUGAUUAUAUAAGUACAUUUUUAUGUGAACGUUUCAUCGAUCAUCAUUCAUUUGUACCAUCUGUUUUAAUUGGUAUUGAAUGUACUAUACAAAUGAAACAUGUAUCGAAAGAGAUGAUUAUUCGAUAUUUCAAUGUCAUCAUGCCUCAUUUUCAUUGUCAGUCACAGCUUCAUAAAGAUCGAAAUACUUUCUAUCGUAUAUUGCAUCAAGUGUUUUUGAAUCAUUUGGAUGAUGUACGCAUAAUGGGACCAGAUUUUUUGUAUUGUGUUAUUUCAUCAAUGGAUGGUGAAAGAGAUCCAACAAAUUUAGCAUUAUUAUUUAGGAUCCUGCCACAAUUUUUCUGCAAUUACCCGUUGGGUCAUUUGGCUGAAGAAGCCUUUGAUGUUAUAGCUUGCUAUUUUCCCAUAGACUUUCGAGAAACUGACGAGAGUAAAGUGAAUAGAAAUGAUUUAGCAACAAACUUGGCACGGUGUCUUUCAUGUACUGAAGAUUUUGCCGAUUUUUGUAUUCCCCUAGCUUUGCAAAAGUUAGAAGCCAGCUUAAAAGUUGCCAAAUUAGACUCUUUGUAUCUCUUGAAAUUAUGUUGUGAAAAUUUUAGUUCUACAAAAAUAAUUGGACAUAUUGAAGAAAUAUGGCGUAUCUUAAAAAUCAUUAUAUUAUCAGACAAUGAUGAUACAUCAACUGAAGUUAGAGAAGCGGCAAUUAGUGUUCUCACUGCAUUAUUAUAUUCCACAGCUAUUAUUAAAGGGGAUGACUCUAAUGAACAAUUGUCUAAUUUUUUAGAUCUGAUUUUAAAAAGUUCAGACAGAUUUUUGUUGGAUGCACAAACAAGCUUUUUUAUGCCCUCAAUUAAAUUGCUUUGUAGUGUAGGCAUGACUUCAAAGUAUGCCUGUGCUAGAAUAGCUAAAAAGAUAUAUUUAAUAUUUUUGGACAAAAGUGACCUAUCGCAGACAGAAAUCCCUCAUAUCAUAGAGGCCCUAGGUCUAAUUACAAAUAUGUGUCUACAAAUGGAUGUUGAGUUGAGUUCUAUACCUAGUUUGGAAAAUAGAUGGGAAGAAAUAUGUUGUAUGUUUUUAUUUUAUGCACAAAAUGAUGCCUCAAAUAUAAAAAUUACUGCUCUUAAAGCACUUAGAUUAUCUACUAAAUUUCUAUCUAUGUCGCAACGUAGAAAUUAUUAUAGCGUUAUUAGCGAGUUGAUUAAAUCAGAUGUGUCGAGUGAUGUGAGAAAUGAAACAUUAAGCUGUUUAAAGGAAACAGCAAAGUAUUUUACCGAUGAAGUUAUGACAACUAUAAUUGAUUCUAAUAUUAGUAUUUUAGAUAAAUCUGAUGAUAUUGAAACAAAAUCAAAGUAUUUAAACACACUAUGUUGUUUGGGUAGUGAACACUCUUUUUUUACUCUAAUCAGUGAAACAUUGUGUAAAAAUAUAUGCAACAAACAAGAAUAUACACAGUUGGCUUUGAAAUAUAUGAGGCAACUUUGUGAUAAUAUUGACUGCACUAAUUUAUUAUUACACUUUUCUAAAGAGGAAGGUCUCUUUAAUUAUUUAUUAAUGUUUUGGAUCAAUGGAAUUAUUAACUGUAGUAAAAGUGAAGUGUAUUAUAAUGAAAUUAUACUAGAAAAUCUUUCUUAUGUCAUUAACCAUAUUGUGCAAACCUUAAAUAGUAAUCAGUAUCAAAUAUUUCAGCGGUACAUUGAAUACUUUAAUGACAUUAAGAACAGUCAAUUUAUAUAUAAAGAACUUUCUAGUAUAGACCAAGAAAAAUAUUCAUACUUGAUUAUUCUACUUGAAAGCAUACUGAAUUCGUUGAACCCAAACAUUGAAAUUCAAAAUGUCACAAUUAUAGUUAGAAACUGUAUUGAAAUAUCGACACAUACUAAAGUGUCACUGAGUAGCCUUUUUGCAUCUAGAUUAGCGGCUACAUUAAUAAAUAAAUAUUUUAAUGGGGACGAGUAUGAUGUACAUUUACACGAGUAUAAUUUAAUACUAGAAAAUACUUUAAAAUCAUCUAAUUUAUGUAAGGAAAAAGCGAUUAACCAAAUAUCAUGGAUUACUAAAGCUCUCGUACUUAAGGGACAUAGUAAAAUGUUUCUAUGGCUAGAUUGGCUUAUCGACCUAUUAGAAAAUCCUGAGUAUGGAAAAAUUGCUUCCACAGGAUUUCAAAUGUUGGCAACUUCUGACAGUCAAUAUUUAAAUAUAAAAUGUUUUUGUUCAGUCAGACUUUUGUAUAGACAAAGAGUAUUUUGUCAUACUAUUGAACCGUUGAUAUUAAAAUAUAAUACCUUACCUGAGCCAAUCAAAGAAAAUUACCUCUUGAGUAUUUUAUAUCAGAUGGAAGGACUUUCUUAUGUGACACUUUCACCUUACUUCUCAAAAAUACUACCUGUUUUUCUACAGCUAUUGUGUCCUGAACAAAGCCAUGUUUUACAUUCAUUACAAACAUUUUGUCAUCUUUUGGAAUCAAAAACUCCUAUUUUAGAAGACCAUUUACAAUCUUUCAUACCAAAAUUACUUAACCUAUCACAAAACUCAAAACUAAUGUCUGUACGGAUUGUAGCUUUACAGUGCCUUUACCAUUGCUGUGAUUAUCCACUGAUCAAACUUUUACCAUUAAAACGACAAGUGGUUCAAGACUUGGGGAAUUGUUUAGACGACAAGAAAAGAUUAGUUCGCAAGGAAGUAGUCAGGACAAAGUCUAGAUGGAUGAAAAUAGACUUGUUGAAAGACGAUGAUUGAUUUCAUAGAAUUUAUUAAGCACAAUAUUUAUUGUACUAGAUUUUUAACAUUUUGUUUUUAUAACUAUUUAAUCAAUGUUUUACAUUUUAUAAAAAUCAAUCUAAGUGAACAUGAAAUAAGAAAGUACACUCACUUUCAAAAUAAAAUUGUGAUAUACAAGUAAGAAAAGUUUGUUUAAAUAUUUUAACAUUUUUUCGGUGCAAGUAGUAUCUUGUUUUAUAAAGGAAGUAGAAAAUUAUAUAUU
Messenger RNA from Adelges cooleyi (spruce gall adelgid), 3369 nucleotides. It is a transcript of the gene Mms19, whose product is annotated as MMS19 nucleotide excision repair protein homolog. The record is from RefSeq and is a predicted model, not a curated record. Bases 156 to 3125 code for a protein of 989 amino acids. Gene Ontology annotation, biological process: iron-sulfur cluster assembly. Lineage: Eukaryota; Metazoa; Arthropoda; Insecta; Hemiptera; Adelgidae. Gene Ontology annotation, cellular component: cytosolic [4Fe-4S] assembly targeting complex. The transcript has 18 exons.